This is a messenger RNA of Paramacrobiotus metropolitanus, 929 nucleotides long. RefSeq lists its product as uncharacterized. Gene Ontology annotation, biological process: regulation of glutamate receptor signaling pathway. NCBI's taxonomy places the organism in Eukaryota, Metazoa, Tardigrada, Eutardigrada, Parachela, Macrobiotidae. The transcript is spliced from 4 exons. The coding region runs from base 146 to 754 and encodes 202 amino acids. The record is from RefSeq and is a predicted model, not a curated record.
UGUGUAAUUGUAAUAUUAAAUGCCUAACGGCAAUUUUGCAGCAUUAUAGCACCUUUUAAAACCAGACCAGAAGUUGAUUUUUAGCGCAUUCUGACUUUGGCCCUAUUCCAUUGUAAUACAGCGCUCAGGAACUCAGGAAUUAAAAAUGGGUCUUAAAGUAGUUGCAGCACUCUUGAUUGCAUCCUUUUCCUGCGCUUCCGCCCAACAAGCUUGUGGCUCGAACGGUGUGGCGUGCAUAGGACUGCCGCAUGCCUGCAUUAACGGUGCGGAUACAUCGAAAUGUGAUGUCGUGGCCAAAGUGUCGCCCAGUUCCGCAUCACCGAAUUCAGUCAGGAUAGAACUGUCAGGUGUACCGAAUGGACCACAGAAGCUGGGAAGUCCGGCCAUCACCAGCCGAUGGGUUGCUGUGGGCUUUUCUGAAAAUGGAAUGAUGCCAAAGUCAUCCGUGGUGCACUGCUUUGAGCAGAAAGGUCAAGCAGUAUCGAAACUCACAUGGAAUAUUCCUGAUGGAAAUUUGAAUAUCGGAUUUGACGGCGUUGACCAAUCGCCAUUAAGCGUUGUUAAAACAUCUCUGGAUGGAUCCGGAAUCCAGUGUACCGUGGAUUUAAAGAAGCAGUUCACCAACAGUGGGACACCAGUAGACCUUUCGAAAAAAUACUUUCUUAUCGCUGCUACCGGGCCUUUGUUAAGUGAUUCGCUAAGCGUUCACGAUUUCGCUCCGGAAUCCAGUGCUCCUACCAGUUUCUCGUUUUGAACGCAUUACUUACAUAUCCUAACACUCUUUCGACAAUUAGCCUGAUGCCUCAGUUUUUCCUUUUUGCGAAUGUUUUAUCACGGCUGAAAUUUUAACUGAAAUACCUUCUCUGUCAGGUUUUAUCCGGGGUGCAUUACCUUUAUUUUCUGCUGGAAAUAAAGUACCAUACCUCCUG